AUGUGGAGCAGUUCCUGGAGAGCCUUUCCAAGACCUACGAGGUACCCGGAGCCCCCACGUUCCCCUGGGGGCUUGCGGGAAGCCGGUGGGGUGCCUCUGCAUCGGGGAGGGAGGGACUCAGGCAGCCGGUGCAGGGACCUUUGCCUGCUCCCCCAGAUCUUCAUCUUCACAACUGGAAAGCGGGACUAUGCCGAGAAGGUCCUGGAUGUGCUGGACCCCAAGAAGAAGCUGAUCAGGCACUGCCUCUCCCAGCCGGACUGCCUCUGUGCCCGGGAAGGACCUGACCCGCCUGGGCAGGGACAUGGCCAAGACGGUGGCCCUGGACCACGCCAUCCAGGUCUUCCCCACCCAGGCUGCCAACUGGAUCCCGGCGCUGAGGUGGCGGGGGGACCCGCGGGACGAAGAACUGCUGUGCCUCACCCCGCUGCUGGGACGGCUCGGCCGGGCGGUGAGGACCGAGGGGGGGGGGAGCUGGGGAGGGGAUGGGCACCCUGGGCUCCUGCGGCAGGGCAGUGUGAGCUGCCCUGGACCCCCUCUGUGGGCACAGCCCUCCCCUAUCCCCGUGUCUCCCCGUGCAGGAUGAUGUGCGUGCCGAGAUCCAGCGUCGGUUCCCGCACCGCGGGCUGCCCACUGAGGACUAGGGCAGCCCAGACGGAGGGGAGCGGGACGGAGAAAACCCCUCGGAGGGGCCGGUGA
Molecule: messenger RNA, 696 nt
Organism: Aquila chrysaetos chrysaetos
Lineage: Eukaryota; Metazoa; Chordata; Aves; Accipitriformes; Accipitridae
Exons: 3
Coding region: 1-696 (231 amino acids)
Source: RefSeq, a predicted model, not a curated record